Messenger RNA from Protobothrops mucrosquamatus (brown spotted pit viper), 924 nucleotides. It is a transcript of the gene BTG2, whose product is annotated as BTG anti-proliferation factor 2. Gene Ontology annotation, cellular component: nucleus; cytoplasm. The transcript is spliced from 2 exons. The record is from RefSeq and is a predicted model, not a curated record. NCBI's taxonomy places the organism in Eukaryota, Metazoa, Chordata, Lepidosauria, Squamata, Viperidae. Gene Ontology annotation, biological process: negative regulation of cell population proliferation; negative regulation of mitotic cell cycle. The coding region runs from base 204 to 713 and encodes 169 amino acids.
AGCAUGUCCAAUAGAAGGCGAGUGGCGGACGUGAGAGCAGCCUUCUCGAAACUCAUCGUUAAGCAGUCGCUUCUGCCGCAGGCGGGUCUGCCACGAACUGCCGGAGCGGCCAAUUACUUCGUCGUUUCCGUGUUUUUGUCCCCUUUCUCUAAGCACUACGGAGCCUUAAGGGGGCACCGAGCUAACUUUAUACGAAGCCAGACAUGAGCCAAGGCCAGCGCUGGAAUGGAAGCUACGUUAACAACAGCCGGGCGGACAUGGUACCGGAGAUCGCCGCCGCCGUAGGCUUUGUGUCCAGCUUAUUCCGCACCCGCGGCUGCGUUAGUGAACAGCAACUUCAGAUUUUCAGUGAGGCUCUGGGAGAGGCGCUUACAGAGCAUUACAAACAUCACUGGUUCCCCGAGAAACCGUUCAAAGGGUCUGGCUACCGCUGCAUCCGUAUCAAUCAUAAAAUGGACCCCAUCAUCAGCAAAGCAGCUAGCCAGAUUGGACUCAGCCUUCAGCAACUCUACCAGCUCUUGCCCAGUGAACUCACACUCUGGAUAGACCCUUAUGAAGUAUCCUACCGAAUAGGGGAGGAUGGAUCCAUCUGCGUUCUGUAUGAAGCAUCGGCGGCACCUGUGAGCUCCUACGGGAUGCUCACCUGCAAAAAUCAAAUGAUGCUGGGGCGCACCAGCCCUUCCAAAAGCUACAUGAUGACCGUCUCCAGCUAAACACUCCUUGCUAUCCUUACUUUGCCAAGACAUGGGCUACUGUAUACCUCAACUUGAGGAUGUAUUUUUUUUAAAAAAUGAAGAGCUAUUUAUAUUUUUUUUUAACAAAGGAAAUCCAAAUUGAAAUUUAGUAGCAGGUACUACUCUUUUGUAGAGUGGUGCUAAGGUGCCUUUUAAAAGCUGUCUGCAGGCUUGCAAGUUUAUUAAAAAA